This is a messenger RNA of Mesocestoides corti, 1971 nucleotides long. The record is from the annotation of a GenBank genome assembly. NCBI's taxonomy places the organism in Eukaryota, Metazoa, Platyhelminthes, Cestoda, Cyclophyllidea, Mesocestoididae.
ACUGUUCGAUCUUCACUCUGUGGGUCUGUUCGAGCCCUCAUAUCAUCUCUUCGUUCUCCGCUUUUCCGUCAACAUAGGAAAUCUUCAUUCCUAAUUCACCUUUGUAUCGCUUUAUGCAUAUAUGCAAUUCUCUAUUUUUGGCUUCACGUUGAUCCCCGAGUGUCAACUACAACUGAUCCAGGAACCCUCCAGGCACUUUCAGUUAGUGAAGAUACCUAUUCAUUUCGUGCUAAGCGUUUUAAUGCUUACGUCGUGAAUGAAAGAUUUCGUUCUGGACCGGGAGAGUUUGGACGAGGAGUUGAUGCAGGCAUAUCAGAAUCAGAAAUGCAACGUGUUAACGAUGUUGAUGGCUACAAUAGUCACGCCUGCAAGCAAAUUGCUCUUGAUCGUUCACUUGGAAACCGCCCGGCUAAAGAAUGUCUUGCAAUUAACUAUCCCUUUAAACUUCCAACCGCAAGUGUGAUAAUAGUUUUCUUCAAUGAACCCUUCCGCCUGGUUAUGCGCACUGUAUUUUCUGUAGUCAAUCGAAGCCCGCCGUUCCUGUUGAAGGAGGUUAUACUUGUUGAUGAUGGAAGCACUCAAGAGCUGUUAUUGGGGCAUUUGAGUGACUAUGUUAGGGAGAAUUGGCCAGAUGGAAUUGUGCGAAUAGUUCGUCUUCAAAAACGCACAGGUCUUAUAAGGGCUCGUCUUGAGGGUGCUAAGGCUGCAACAGCUGACGUAGUCGUCUUCCUAGAUGCCCAUUGUGAGGCAACUUACCGUUGGCUGGAGCCCCUACUUUAUCGAAUCCACCAGAAACCUGACGCAGUUGUUGUCCCUGCCAUCGCAAAUAUUGAUCGGUUUACACUAAAGGUGUUCCGGACUGAUGUUAGAUACACCGAGGACGGUUGGCUUAGUCUCCGUGUGGGAUCUUUUGCCUGGGAUGGAAUGUUUAUAUUCGAACACCCACCUCGAAGUGCUGUAACGAAAAGACGAAGCAACACCGAUACUAUCGAAUCAAUCAACAUGCCCGGUGGUCUCUUUGCCAUGCGCCGGGACUACUUUUUUAAACUUGGUGGCUAUGACGAAGGAAUGGAAGUUUGGGGAGGCGAGAACCUAGAACUGUCUUUAAGAAUUUGGCAGUGUGGUGGCUCUCUUGAAUUUUCACCUUGUUCGACUGUUGGACAUGUUUAUCGCGCAAACCACCCCUAUAAAUUUCCUGGCAAUAAGGACUACAACGGGUAUAAUACCGCUAGAGUGGCGGAUGUGUGGAUGGACAUGUAUAUGGAUAAUUUCUAUUUAGCUCGUGGCGAUUUAAAAGGUACUGACCAUGGUGACGUGUCAACACGAAGGCAAAUCAGAAGCGAUCUGCGCUGCAAGAGUUUCCAGUGGUUUCUUGACAAUCCUGCUGCUCACAAGUUUGUCUAUUCUCGAAACAGACUCGGAUAUGGCAGUUGUUGUACUACGGAGGGCCACUGUCUCCUUCGGGGGAACGAUGGAAGCGAGUACCGGAAGCAGACUAUGAGCCUCCUGCUGACCCCUUCCCGAGUGACCGUCCAUUCAUGGGCCACCCUUUUUGCCCUAACUGACACGGGUCUCUUACGAAAGGACUGGAACUGUGUUCGACUCCGUCGAGCUGGUGGCCCGUUGAAUUCCGUCUGGGUUUUCACUCCGCAUAUCGUUGACUUGGAGAUUUGUCCUCUGGAAGAGUUGGAGGAACCUAAGCAAAGGGAGUGGUGGCGUGCUUGGGUUGCUGAUCAGAUGAAAAGGAUCGAACAGCGUCAGAUAAGCCACCCAGAACAAGGCUUUCAGGCUGUGCAAACCACUAAUCAGCGGGGCGCUCACUUCCGAUGGCUUUACGAUAAAAUUCACGGAAAACUCAUCAAUGCACAGACGGGCUACUGCCUAGAUGGGAUUGACGGCCAGAGACCCACCCCAAAGCCCUGCGUUGAUGACGCUCCUUCUCAGUCUUGGCACUUCAGCCACCACGGAUAG